AUGUCAGACCAAACAGACCCAGGACUACCAACCCAGUCCAUCUGGGACAUCCCAUUUGAGAACUUGGAGUUCAAAGAGAGGAUUGGAAAGGGCAGCUUUGGAUCGGUGUUUAGAGGCACCUAUCUUGGACUCGAUGUGGCCAUCAAGAAGAUUGAAAAGGCAGACGAUCCCGAAUACCUAAAGUACAUCGAUCGUGAGGUCUCAAUGCUUCAGAGUUUGAGACAUCCAUUCAUUGUCCAGUUCUCGGGUAUUUGUGUAAAUACAUCUGGAUUGUAUAUUGUCACCGAGUAUGUAUCCGGCGGUGACGUUAGACAGUUGUUGAAGCAGUCUCCACCCAUCACAUGGGAGCGUAGAAUAUCAAUCGCCGUCGACUUGGCCAAAGUACUCGUCUUCCUCCAUGCCAAGAAGAUCAUUCACAGAGACCUAAAGUCAAAGAACAUAUUGGUUGACGAGUACCAGAGGAUUAGAUUAUGCGACUUUGGAUUCGCCAGGAUGAAUGAGCAUGUCAAGAAGAACAGACAUAUGACUAUGUGUGGCACAGAGGGAUGGGUCGCACCAGAGAUAUUGUUGGGAAUGAGCUAUGAUACAUCUUGCGACGUCUUCUCAUAUGGAGUGGUGUUGGCCGAGUUGAUCACAGGAAUGAAACCAGGAACAAACAUCUGGGUACGCACACCAGACAGUUGCUUUGACAUCAACCCCGAUGAGAUGAAGCAGAACGCACUUCCAGGUUGUCCACAGAAACUCAUCGACCUUUGUCUAGAUUGUUGUAAAUAUGAACCAAGCCAGAGACCAAAGUUCGAUGAUGUCCUGUCUACGAUCAAGAACAUUGUCAUACCAGUCGAGGUGAAGUCACCUGAUACCACAGCUACAUCAGCUGCCACAGCUCAGACUCCACAAUCACAGACGACACAGACACAGACUACACAAGCACCACAACAGACAUUAUCACCGACAAUGGGACAGUCUAGAAGGGCAAUGUCCUCACUGCACAGGAAGUCAAUCGAAGUGAUAUCAUUGGAUCAGAAGGAGUUCAAGGGCAAGUCGAGUGGAGACUCAGUCUUGGUCACAGGCACCAACAACAAUUGGCGUGUUGGCGCACCCAAGCCUGCAUACCAGAACCUCAAGAAGAAGACGACAAAUGGUACGCAGACAGUGUCCACGAGCCACUUGGUCAAGAUGAUUGAGCGCGCCACAAGUGACUACUGCUACGACACGUCCUACAUCCAGGACCUUCUGCUUACAUACCCGUCGUUCGUCACGCCGCUCAACCUGUGCGACUUGCUUCAGCAGCGCUACCAAUCGUCGGCGCCCGACAACCAUGUGGGCCAGGUGGACAACUGGAAGAAGGUGCAUCGCGUCAUUCAACUGCGUGUCGUAAUCUUCAUCAAGCGAUGGAUUGAGCACUUCCCCGACGACUUCCAAGACCCAUUGCUCAUGGAGAAGUUGAACGAGUUUGAUCGCAUCGUAGUUCAGAACAACAUGGCUGCACUGUCAUUGACACAGAGUACCGGCACGAUCGUUGCCGGCGACAGCGAGCCGCGACUGGCAGGAGAGCUGUCCAAGAAGCGCGAGUCACUCACGCCCGCGGCCACCAGUUUGAUCCACGUUGUGCCACCCGAGAGCAUCCUGCCCAGCCCCUCAGCGCUCGCUGCUGGCGAGUAUCUCGAGGUGGUCGACGUCAGUGCCAUCGAGUUGGCGCGUCAGUUCUCGCUCACAAUGUCUACGUGCUACCUGCUGAUCCAGCCUCGCGAGUACCUUGAGAUCUGUUGGGAGAAGGUGUCAGACUCACCGUCCCCUUGGGUCGGACGUGAGCAGACUGGCCGCCCCGGCGCCAACAUCCACGCGUAUCUCGAGCGCUACGACGACCUGGUGCGCCUCGUGUCGACCGAGGUGGUCAAGCACUCGUCGCUGGCCAAGCGCACGGCCACCGUCGAGCGCUUCAUCGAGGCGGCCGACAAGUGCCUCUCGUUCAACGACUUUUCCAGCGUGUUCUGCAUCAUGGAGGGUCUCGCCAACCCAUCUGUCGAGCGUCUCACUGAGACUUUCAAGGCGCUGAGCGGCAAGGCACACGCCACACUAGACCAGCUCAAAGUGUUUGUGUCCAAGGACAACGACUUCCGCCGCUACCGCGAGCGUCUGCAGAACUCGCAGGCACCAGCCUUCCCUUACCUCAAGCUGCUGCUCGAGGAGCUGUACUUUAUCGAGACGAGCAGUCCCAAGCUACUGCCGGGUGGCGUCAUCAACUUCUUCCACUAUCGUGAACUGAGCCGCAAGAUCCUAUUUGCACACGAUCUCACCAACAGCUCUAUCCCACACUUCAAGAUCGUUGGCACCAUUCAACGACUCCUAAACAAGCCACCUCAAGAGUUGUUUGACGAUGAAGUAAUCAGGCACUAUUCCCUAACAUGUGAGCCUGUAUCACUCUAA
Messenger RNA from Acytostelium subglobosum LB1, 2427 nucleotides. RefSeq lists its product as hypothetical. Lineage: Eukaryota; Evosea; Eumycetozoa; Acytosteliales; Acytosteliaceae. Bases 1 to 2427 code for a protein of 808 amino acids. The record is from RefSeq and is a predicted model, not a curated record. Gene Ontology annotation, biological process: protein phosphorylation; small GTPase-mediated signal transduction. The transcript is spliced from 4 exons. Gene Ontology annotation, molecular function: ATP binding; guanyl-nucleotide exchange factor activity; protein kinase activity.